AUGCCGACUCCAAUGCCGUGGCCAGCUCUGCUAGAUUACUCGGUUGAGGAUACAUGGCGCGAACAAUCUGAUCGAGAUGAUCCCACGGAUUCUCGAUUGGGUUUAAAUCAGAUUCAGAGCAACAGUUUUAGAACAGCAAUACAAGAAAAACGAUCCUUGUCAUUAGAAGAUAUUAAUCAGGAUCAAGUGUCUGUGAUUGAAAGCAGCUUAGAAACCGAAGUUGUAUCUUUGCUAUGCUGUCCCGUCCCUUCUAUUCAAGAAGACAGAGUCGCUAUGCUUGUUUGUCUUGUAAAUAAGGAAAGUUUUUGCGAAGAAGAUGAGCAUUUUUUAAAUGAAACAUUCCGUUGUUUAUCUCCACUUCUCAGCAGAGCACGGGCUUACGAUGAAGAACGAAGAUUACGGGAGGAAUGUCAGUCACUUCUAACUGUGGCGAGAAAUCUGUUUACUCAUUUAGACGACGUAACGCUACUUCUGAGAGAAAUAAUGGCUCAAGCGAGGCAUCUCACCAAAGCCGAAAGAUGCUCUUUGUUUCUCUUGGACAAAGAAAGGAACGAGCUUGUGGCGAAAGUGUUUGAUGGACAUGUAGCCGAAGAUGGGACAGAGCAAGCAUCAGUCGAAGUGAGGAUUCCUGCUAAUCAAGGAAUUGCGGGUCAUGUAGCAACAUCAGGAGAGCUUUUAAACAUACAUGACGCAUAUGCCCAUCCUCUGUUCUACAGAAAAAUGGAUGAAACAACGGGGUUCAAAACCAGAAACAUUCUUUGCUUUCCUAUAAAAGAUGAUCAAGGUGUCAUUGGCGUGGCGGAAUUGUGUAACAAAAUCAAUGAAAGAUGUUUUUCCUUCUUUGAUGAAGAAAUUGCUAAAGCGUUCGCCAUUUAUUGUGGUAUAAGUAUUAUGCAUUCUCUUAUGUGGAAAAAAGUCAGAGAUGCUCAACACAGAAGUAGAUUAUCAAAUGAACUUAUGAUGUAUCACAUGCAGGUCUCUCCGGAAGAUGUGACAAAAUUAUCAGAAACUGAAAUUCCAAGUACUGAACAUUUUAGUGAAGACUUUAUGCGUCUGAAUUUUAUUCCUCGAACCAUAACAGAAAAUGAUACUUCUCUUGCUGUGAUGGCAAUGUUUCAAGACCUGGGAAUGAUUCAUCGAUGGAGAAUUCCGAUGGUAACUCUUGCAAAAUUUGUGCUGAUGGUUAAGAAAGGUUAUCGUGAUCCUCCGUACCACAACUGGAUGCACGCCUUCUCUGUGGGGCAUUUUUCAUACCUAAUGCACAAAGCUGUUGGCUUGAUGGGGAAAUAUCUAUCAGAACUAGAGAGCUUGGCCUUAUUCAUUGCAUGCUUAUGCCACGAUUUAGACCACAGAGGAACGAACAACAACUUCCAAGUUGCUUCAAAAUCAGAUUUGGCAGCUUUGUAUUGCUCUGAAGGGUCGGUUAUGGAGAGGCACCAUUUUGCUCAAGCUAUGGCUAUCUUGAAUACAGAUGGCUGUAACAUCUUAGAAAACUUAUCCCGGAAAGAAUACACGCAGUGUCUUGACUGCAUGAGGGACGUGAUUUUAGCAACAGAUCUCGCUCACCACCUCAGAAUCAUCGAAGACAUUGAAACUAUGGUGAAGGAUGGAUACGAUUUUCAAAACCAAAGGCACCAUCAGUUAUUGCUAUGUCUUCUCAUUACUUGCUGUGAUUUGUCAGACCAAACGAAGGAUUGGAAAAGUUCGAAAAAAAUUGCCGAGCUGAUCUACAGCGAAUUCUUCUCUCAAGGUGACCUUGAGAAAGCGAUGGGAGUACGUCCGAGCGAGAUGAUGGAUCGUGAGAAAGCCUGCAUCCCCGAACUGCAGAUCGGUUUCAUCGAAAAUAUUGUCCACCCUACCUACAAGAUAUUGGUAUCAUUGUUUCCUGAGGUAGAAAGUACACUAACUGCUGUGGAAAUGAAUCGUCUGUUCUGGGAACGAAUGAGGGACGUCUACAAGCGCCGCUACAGCAACAGCACGUCGUCGCUCGACAUGUUCGAAGACGAAACUUUGGAACAAGAAGUGCUCGCCCUGAGUUGCGAAUCCGAUUGA
Molecule: messenger RNA, 2052 nt
Organism: Uloborus diversus
Lineage: Eukaryota; Metazoa; Arthropoda; Arachnida; Araneae; Uloboridae
Product: cGMP-dependent 3',5'-cyclic phosphodiesterase-like
Exons: 22
Coding region: 1-2052 (683 amino acids)
Biological process (GO): cGMP catabolic process; negative regulation of receptor guanylyl cyclase signaling pathway; positive regulation of gene expression
Cellular component (GO): synaptic membrane; cytosol; mitochondrial matrix
Molecular function (GO): protein homodimerization activity; 3',5'-cyclic-AMP phosphodiesterase activity; 3',5'-cGMP-stimulated cyclic-nucleotide phosphodiesterase activity
Source: RefSeq, a predicted model, not a curated record